Dendroctonus ponderosae (mountain pine beetle) is the source of this 1178-nucleotide messenger RNA. Its product is annotated as distal membrane-arm assembly complex protein 2. The record is from RefSeq and is a predicted model, not a curated record. The transcript is spliced from 3 exons. The coding region runs from base 249 to 1130 and encodes 293 amino acids. NCBI's taxonomy places the organism in Eukaryota, Metazoa, Arthropoda, Insecta, Coleoptera, Curculionidae.
GACAAUCAAACGUGGAUUUCGUGACGUUUGUUGCUCCCAGCAUCUUUAUCCCUUUCAGAUUUAUGGCCCAAUCCACGUUGCAUCUUUGUUUUUAGAGGGGAGGAGCGUAGGAAUAUUACCAAAAAAAACCACGAAGAGCGCUUGGCAACGAAACUUCACAUGAACCUCACUUAAAUUGUCAUAACAGAUUGUAGGUUAUAAUUUCUAUCUAAAUUUGUUUGGGAAAGUUGGAACUUACCCCCUACGGAAUGUUUAAACUAUUGCGUAGAAGGUCUCAAAAAUUAACCCAGUGCGCUUUUAAUCAGUACUGUUGCAGUUUCUCGGAAAACGCUGAACUCAAAGACAAAUUGGUAGAAACUAGCCCAGAGAAACCCGCAAUCAGAUUGAAGUCCUUAAACCAGAAAAAACGAACAGAAGUGACCAAAGAAGAUUUGGUAUGGAGAACACCGUGGCAUCAAAAGAACGUAGAAUAUUACUCUACGCUAAGAACAUUUUACACGGAAGAUAACCAGAUUAGCCUGCUGAAAUGGAUACAACAGCCUAUCGAUUUGAGUCCUGCUUCUAUAAAAAACUGGUACAAUAGGCUGAAGGAGCAAAGGGAGAAGAUUUUGCAGCGCUACAUACCAGACAGGCACAGUAUAUUAGGUCCUGAGUUGGCUUGCGCACAUUUCAUCGUCUACCGAGGCGGAGCCGUGAAAUUCCACAACGACGAUAAAUGGAUAAAAGCCGUUAAUGGAGAGUACAGUUUACCAAACCGGUACAGAACUGACAUGUACUUGCAAGCCAUAGAUUGCUCUAAUACGUCUUUAAGAUACGAGGGUCUCGACAACCUUAGAGGGCUUCAGAAUGUUGAGUGGUUGAGUCUCAACGGGUGCGAGCACAUAGACGAUUACUGUAUGGAUGUAAUUACAAAUAUUUUUUCGCAUAGCUUGGUUUACUUGGAUAUUAGGAACAUUUUUAGUAUUUCUGAAAGGGGGCUGGGCGCCUUGUAUAAAAUGAACCAUCUUAAAAUGCUGUAUUUGGACGAUAUGUUAAAGGACACGCGUUAUGAACUUACCUGUUUACUUUUAGAGGAACUCAAUUCGGCAUUAGAGAUAAAGAGCGACGUAGUAAAAUUUGAAAUUGAAUAAACCGACCUGUGUUUAACAGUAUUUGAAUAAAUGCAAUGACAAAAAAUA